Molecule: messenger RNA, 2392 nt
Organism: Portunus trituberculatus (swimming crab)
Lineage: Eukaryota; Metazoa; Arthropoda; Malacostraca; Decapoda; Portunidae
Product: twisted gastrulation protein homolog 1-B-like
Exons: 5
Coding region: 101-1144 (347 amino acids)
Biological process (GO): regulation of BMP signaling pathway
Source: RefSeq, a predicted model, not a curated record
GAGUGCUUCACCCGAGGAGAGCCUGAGCGCGGCAGUGAGGUGGAUGGCCAUGAGGAAAGCCUCCAUCAGCGCAAGAUAAUGGAAGUAUGCAUAAAAAUUCAUGAAAAUGCAGUGGCGCGGCACGGCAACCCCGCAUGCCCUUCAGGACCUGCUGGCUGGCUGGCUGGCUGGACUCACCUGCGGUCGAGAGCCACACUGCAUCGCUCUGCUGCCAGAAGGCGUGCUGUCGAGGCCUACCCGUCAGGCUGCCAUCCUCGUGUUGCCUUCCCUGCAUCCUGUCCUACCGUCAGGCCGUCCAACAAGCCUGCAAGCAAACACAGUGUCACAGAUAACCUACAGACGUCCCGCCCCGCCACAGCUCCCAGUCAAGAUGCGGUGGGAAGCCUCCACGUGGGUGAUGGUGGUGGUGAUGGCCUGCCUGGGCGCCUGGACUUGCCACGCCUGCAACGAGGUGGUGUGCGCUAGCAUGGUGAGCAAGUGCAUGCUGACCCAGGCAUGCAAGUGUGAUCUCACCAGGUCCCCAGACAACAACUGCACCUGCUGCCGCGACUGUGCCAAGUGCCUGGGCUACCUGUACACCGAGUGCUGCUCUUGCCUCGGAAUGUGCGAGGCGAGAGCGCAGGUGCUAGAUAGGACAGACUCUCAGGUGGGCGACCUUCCUGAGCCCUUCCCUCACAUGUUCAAGGCUCUGACCGGGGAAAAAGACAUGCUCCUCCGCUGGACCUCCAUAACUUUCCCUAUCGACGUGGACCUUACUGACAUCGACGCCACUACCAUGAACAAGAACAGAUAUAAGUUGGGCGCGGUUCUGGUGGACAACUCCCAGGACACCACACAGAUCGACCAAGUGACCAUGAACUGCACCGUGAUGUACAUGUCGCAAUGCAUGUCCGGCAAUAAGUGCAAGGAGACAUGCAGAUCUACUGGAGCUACUGCCUAUCGCUGGUUCUUCGAUGGCUGCUGCGAGUGUGUGGGAAGCAGCUGCGUUAAUUAUGGCAUCAACGAGAGCAGGUGCAUCCAGUGUUCCACAAUAAUAGAGGACGUCGAUGCCAAUGACCUGCUCACUGACCAGUACCUUGCUGGCAACGGUGAACCCUUCGACGAUCCCGCUGCCCAGGGAGUGGUGGACUCUGAAGACGUGUAAGAACCAAGAAGUCACGAUACAUGAGUCUCAGCCAUUAUGGCAGUCAUCCAAAUACUCAAGUCACCACAGCAGUUACCCAAAAGUCAGACUUUGAAACAUGAGAGUAGCUUCCUGCAGUUACCACAUAAAUGCUAUCAAACUCACUUAAAUUUACCCAUUCGCUGCCACCCAGACAUACAUUGCAGGAGAUGAAAAAUAGUGGUGCAUUUGAACAGCCCCCUAAAAUAUCCUACCAUUUCCUAAGCAUACUGCCAGGAUUGAACCCUGCCUCUCACCACACCAUCAUUGAAUCCCUUUCGCUGAGGCAAGCACUGAACCACACUGAUCCCAAGAGGCUGGGUGACAAAAGCAUUUUCCAACACAUUACGAAGCUGCAGUGAGACAAAUGAUACUAGCGCCCCUUCACUAGAGGCAAGCAUUGUAUUGUACAUAUCAAAGUGCCACCAGGCCCCACCACUAAAACAUAAUAAAUAGAAUAUAGUAAGAUUAGCUAUUCAAACAAAACCACACUACCUUACUGUAUAUCUUUCUUUGCUUAGCCCAGUAUUAAAGCAAUAGAUGCUUCAAGCAUUAAUUCAAGACAUACUUCUAUAUAAAUUACUUUUAAGACUUAAAAGGAGGACUUAUGUAUUGUAAAUAGAUUCAAAUGAGUACCUUCAAAAAAUAAAACACCUGAUGCCUGUUUAGUCAGCUUUCAAGUAGUAUUAGGUAAACCUAAAAAAAAAAAUGUUCAUGGCACCCUGUGGUCAGUGCUCAGAAGUGGUAAUCUCAAGGACCAGAGUUAAUUCUGUCAAGAAAAACCUGAGUAACUGAAGAAUACCCACAUAUCCCAUCAGCCACAUCCUGACAGUUACUGCAUCAGCAGGGUCUGGGAUGUGGCAUGAGACUAUGUAGAGGUCUGCCUGCACCACCUCAGGCAGGGACCAACCAACCAAUUCUCCACAUACAGAGACUGACCACACUGCCAUUGGUUACCAUAGAAUGCUCUUCUGUUAUGUGCCAAAAACACAAAAUGUCAUGUCAAAAGAUGUAAUACAUGUAAAUAUGAGAGAGAGAGAGAGAGAGAGAGAGAGAGAGAGAGAGAGAGAGAGAGAGAGAGAGAGAGAGAGAGAGAGAGAGAGAGAGAGAGAGAGUCAAACUGUUCAUACAAGUUAAUGUUAACCAUGAUCCUUUGCUCACAAUACUGUACCAUUACAUACUAUGUUCACUGGUCUGCUGAAAACAAGUAAAAGAUACCCAAGUAGAAAA